GUUUUGUGGCGUCUCGGAUUUAAAACGUAUUCGCUGAAGUUUAUACACACUGAAUGUGUGAGUGCAAGUGUGAGUGUUAAUUCAACAAGGAAAUUGGCAAACGAAAUUAACGUACGCUCUACGAAUCCGAACAAAUAACCGAAUACCCAGCUACUCUCUACGAAAUUAAUCAAAAUAAAAAGUGUGAAAAAAGUGGAAAAUGAAUUUCUUUGUUAUUGGAUUUCUCAUCAUGCAGGCGGCAAGAUUGGCUUGCGGGACGUGCGUUUUUAUGUCCGAUUACGGUUUCACACUCGAUUGUAACUUCAAAAAGUCUGGACUGUUUCGUGUACGAAAUUUGGGUGGCGUAAAGGCACAUUUCGGUUUAGGUCUCAGUGUGGGCGAUGAGUUGGGAUUUAAGGAUUCACUGAGCAACUUAGAAAGCGAUCGUCGCCGUGCUAUCAGCUAUAGGAAUGGACCCCCAGAAUUAAUUGGAACGCUGCCCUCCGCAAAGCAGCAGGAGUUAAAUGUACCUGUGCAACAGCCCCUGCCCGAUAAACGAAUUUCCUCCCGAUCGACGGGACCGCUGCCAUACAAUCUGCAGCUACUGCAGCAGGGUCAAGGGUUCGUGAUGAAGCAGCAAUCACAGCCGCAAUCACAACUCAUGACGGAGGCGCGACCAUUGACAUUGGGUGUACCUGCUUUCCGGCCUAUACCACAAAAGGCCGUGGUCAACGAGCCGUUGCCAACAGCUCUAAACGCUCAACGUCGCAUUGCAGUGGACACAACUCAGCCGCGGGUUAGCGUCAAUAAUAGAUUGGUAGAUACCAAUGAGAAACCGCACUCCAAUCGCACUUUCCAUGCGGAUAAUCCCGUGGUAUCUCAACCUGUGGCGGUGCCUGUUUUCCAAGCCAUGCCGCAGUCCAUUGCCCGUAUUGCCAAUGUGGGCAAGUCGGAUGUGGAACAGCCCGAGCAGCGUACUGUGUCCAAGAAUCCCAAUUAUCUGCAAUUCGAGGAGCCCAAAUUUGAUUUGAAGGAUGUCACCGUCGAGGAACUUGCCGCUGCUGCAAAUGUCACUGUGGACACGAUUAAGCAUGCAAUCUAUGUGCGUGAGCAACAACUAAAGGCGGAGCAUCGGGCCAUGCUGGCAUCCAAAUUGCGUGAGGAAUUCAUGAGGACGUCUACUGUAAAAACCACAACCACAACGACGACAACAACACCAAAGCCUCGACAGCUGGCCGAGCACAAAGUCUCCAAGGUUAUGAAUGCGCCCAAGGAGUAUUAUCCUGUAGCCUACGACAAGAAUUUCGAUGACAAUUUCAAGGCAAAGGUUGAUCUGCCUCCGACGAGUUUCUCCUGCACCAGACAAAAGCACUUUCCAGGCCUCUAUGCGGACACAGAUUUGGGUUGCAUGGUGUUUCAUGUGUGUGCCCUUACUGACGAUGGCAUGGUGAGGAAAUCUUUUCUGUGCCCAGAGAAUACGCUCUUCGAUCAGACCAUACUCAAGUGCAACUGGUGGUUCUAUGUCGACUGCAGUUCCAGCACUAGCGUCUAUGACUCCAAUAUUCCCAUCUCGAAGAGCUAUCAGUUGAUGAAGAGCCUGACGUACUUCUCCAAGUACAAUGGCCACAAGAAGGAGCAGGAUGGUGAUAAGGAUGAAAACGCCGUUGACAUCGACACAUUGCGAGAGUCCAUGGAGGGCGUCUCUCGCCGCUUGGAGCAGGCGAAGAAUGCGCAAAUCCAGUUGGAUGCAGUGCAGCAGGCGGCGGCAAGUGAACCAAAGGCCGAGCAUGAGCAUGUUGUGCCCGAGGGAGAGAGCCAGCAGCAGUUGUCUAACUAGAUUUAGUCCAUCUAAUUGCUAUCUGAGAUCUAGGUUAAGUUGAAGUUCAUGAUCGAGCAUCUCUGGUCGAUUUGCCGUACAUAGUCAAUGCCUUGCGAAAGCCAAACGAUUGUCUGUAGUUUCUGGCCAAUCACAAAUCAUCAUCAUUUCCUAUGGCAGCGCCUAUGCCAGGUCCUAGCUGUAGUCCCUAUAUCUAUCCGUAAUUACUUAGCUUUAACUUUAAGUGGAUCAGUUUCUAGUUAAACUAUUUGCAUAAUGCAAUUCUAUGAGUAAGUGUAUGUUUGAGACAAUGUGCGGUUAGUGUUAUUUUGUACUUUUAUUUAUUUAUUGUAUUUUUCGACAAAAUAAAACACGUUAUCCCCAUAAACAAAA
Molecule: messenger RNA, 2188 nt
Organism: Drosophila innubila
Lineage: Eukaryota; Metazoa; Arthropoda; Insecta; Diptera; Drosophilidae
Gene: mtg
Exons: 8
Coding region: 200-1816 (538 amino acids)
Cellular component (GO): extracellular region
Molecular function (GO): chitin binding
Source: RefSeq, a predicted model, not a curated record